AUGGGUGAUAAGGAACGUCUGACGCGUAACAAGCAGCGUGCCGCAGUGAAACGUGAUGCAGCUGCUAGCCAUAUCGAGUCAAUUUAUACUUUGGGUUUAUCUGCUUCUACUGACAGUUCUGUCAUUCCCAAAUUCCUUAUAGCCAGUGAAGAUAUCCAGAAUCAUUGGGAAACGUUCACCCUUGAGAAUGACACCAUGUUAGAAGCUAUGAUUGAAUUGGGUACGCAUGGUGAAUUUUCCAAUAACGUUGAAUUGGAGGUUCAAAAUACUCUACUUAAUGUUAAAGCCUUGGCAAAUAAAUUCCGCUCUAGUUCAGAUGCUGGUGUUGCGGCUAGUGUCACUAGUAAUAAUGACAAACCGGGUUCUGACAUUGUUAACGAUAACGUUGAUUCGGUAUCAAAUCCUACAACUCAAUUACCCAAGAUUCCAUUGCCUACCUUUGAUGGUCGCCUUCAAAACUGGCCAGACUUUAGAGACCGUUUCACCAUUUUAGUGGGCAAUAGGACACACCUGAGUAAUAUAGAGAAGUUUUAUUACUUAUUAGGAUGUUUACAGUCUGGUCCUAGUGAUGUAGUCAAGGGUAUCACGGUUUCGGAAUCCACUUAUGAACUUGCUUGGUCUGCCUUAGUUCAAAGGUAUGAUAAACCUCGUCAGUUGGCUACUACUUUGGUUAAUGAAAUGCUCAAUGCUCAAAUUAACCAUCAGGAAUCUCCUGCAGUACUAAUUAAUUUUUUGAAUACCUUUUGUGAGAACAUAGCUCUUCUUCAGUCAUUGAAUAUACCUGAUUUAGGUUCAUUCCUGUUAUUUGCAAUAUCAGUUCGUUGUUUGCCUUCAACUACACGCCGUCUGUUUGAACAGGGAAACACGGCUGAUUUUCCUACUGUUGAUAGUCUAUUAUACUUUGCCAAAGAUAGGGUAGAGGUGUUGGAAAACUCUGGUUCAUCUUUGAUCCAGGCCACAGUUAAGCCUCAAGCAAAGCUCGUCUUCAAUAAACCUAAGCAUACAAAUUCCAAGCCAAACCAAUCGGCCUCUAAGGCCCCUCGAAGCCAUCAAGGUUCUCCAGUGGCGUUAGUUGCUAACAAACCAGCUGGAGAGUCUCAUCGUUGUGAGCAGUGUAACGGUUCUCAUUCUUUAACGUCAUGCUCUACCUUUAAGGACUUGUCGAUCGAUGAUCGCUACGCUUUAGCGAGCAAGCACAGGUUGUGUAUGGUUUGUUUCGGUAGCAAUCAUUGGGCAAACAAAUGUAAGUCCUCAUGUUCUGUUUGUCACGGUCGUCAUCACCAGCUGUUACAUCGAGAUAAUUCCCAUGCCAAGAUACCUCCAAGCAAGGAUCCUGUUGCAUCGUAUAUUGGCACUCAACAUUCCAGAUCGGUCUUGUUGGGCACCGCUUCAGUCAAUGUCUGUGAUGUAGCUGGGUGUUUUCAGCCAGUUCGGGCUUUGAUUGACCCCGCUUCCCAAGUGAGUCUAAUGACCUCUGAGUGUGUUAAACGUCUAGGUCUAUUCUGUGAACAGUGGACAGUCCCAGUAGCUGGUCUAGCAGGUCAGUUAGUGCAAUCCAUCAAUGGCAGAGUGCAGAUCAGCAUCCAAUCGGCUACAGAUGGCAGCAUGAUCAACCUUUCUACUUGGACUAUGCCUAAAAUAACAGGGUCAAUGCCAUCGGCACAACUACCAGUCUCCGUCAGGAACAAGUGCUCUCAUCUAGUUUUGGCAGAUCCUAAUUUUGACUCACCAGCUCCGGUUGAAUUGCUGCUUGGUGCAGAUGUAUUCCCUCAAGUGAUCCGCAGCAGAAGACAUGACUUAGGUGUUGGAUUACCUACUGCCUUUGAUACUAUCUUCGGUUGGAUUCUUCUUGGUCCAGUUGAUCCAUCUCUACCAGCAGCUCCGCAACAGACUAUGAUGAUUUCUUUAUUAACAACUUCAAUUGAAUCUCUAGUUGAGAGAUUUUGGAAGAUUGAAGAACCUGAUGAGGCGCCACAAUCAUUCACUGAAGAAGGAAGAUGUCCUACCUUCCUCCACCAGUUCGGUGAGAGUUGGUCGUCAGAAGUUAAUUUGAUUCCCUCAGACCAGUUGCCUGAGGUCACAGGUCCUGUGUCUUGUGUUGUUGAAACUACAGAAGAGUCGAUUGAGUGGUUCUCUCGCUUCUCGUCUCUAAAUCGUAUGUUGAGAGUUAUUAUUCGUUUACAACGUCUUAUUAAAUUGUGUCGCAAGGUCUCGGUAGACACUAGUUUCCUUUCAUACCAGGAGUAUAAUGAUGCAUUGACAGCUGUAAUCAAGUGUUCACAAGGUCGCGUCCAAGAGCUUCUACCAGGUCCAGACGGAGUGGUUAGGGUAGUAAAAUUACUCACCAAGCAAGGCCUUAUAACAAGACCAGUAGUGAAGCUGGUCCCACUUCCUACUCAUUAA
This is a messenger RNA of Macrosiphum euphorbiae (potato aphid), 2403 nucleotides long. Lineage: Eukaryota; Metazoa; Arthropoda; Insecta; Hemiptera; Aphididae. The record is from the annotation of a GenBank genome assembly.